GAUCUCCCCUCCUGGACUAAGUGCGCUCACUCAUGUUAUCGCGCACUCUCACCGUCUGCGGCUCGGAAGGACAACAUCCGGUGGGCGUGACGUCAUACGCCGAGCGUGCGGUGAUCUUUAAGCCAUUUUUCAGUCCCACCACACCCCCAGGAUAAGAUCGCGUUAUUUAUUUAUUUAUUUUUUAUCAUCACACAAUGUUUAUAGUGCACGCAGCAGAGCGAAUUUAAACGGUUCAACUGGAAAUUAAGUGAGCUAAAACACACGCGCGCGCGCGUGCGUAAAAGAAAAUAAUACGAUGAACAGAAGCGGUUCAGCACGUCACCAUGGCAACGAGGUUUUUGUUGUCAAUGACGACCAAAGUAACGUUCGGACCUGACGGUUUCAGGUUUGGGCUCGUGCGUGAGUUAGCUCGGUUCGCUUCGGUUCGGCGGUUCAGCGGCUUCUAGGCAAAUAAAACAAAACACAGGCGUGUCGUCGCGCGAAGCGGUGGAACGAUGGACUCAGAUUCGCUGUCCUACUCUCUGGACUUCAUCGCCAGCAGCGGACGUAUUUUGACUCUUGAACAGAGAACCGCCCUUCAGACGUCCAUGUUGAUCCUGAAGAGGAACUACAACUUCAAACGGGCCAUGUUCUGGGGGAAGAUACUGGGCAUAAAGCAGGACUACUUCAUUGCUCAAGGGAGAAGUGAAGAUGAAAUAAAAAGAACAUAUUUAUAUAGCUUCAACUGCAUGGACUGGUUCCUUCUUCCGACCGUCACUGAGAGCAUGAUUGAAGAAGUGGCCAAAACUGCUAGGGGUCAUUUCAUAGGAGACCCCUCUUAUGUGUAUGAACUAAAUCUAUACUUUCAGACUGAGUCAGAGGAAGAACCAGACCCCAACGUGAACAAAGUAAGUGAAGAGAACAGGCUGGCAGUGGUUAUUCAACAGAUCGAUGAGGAAGUGUCUGUGGUGCCCCGAGGUGCCUUCAUCAGGACUCCACUUGGCCUUGUCCAUGUCAACCGCAGUUUUGAGGGUCUUUCUGAAUCAGAAGCAAGGAAGCUUGACAAUUUUCUACACUUCCGUGAACCGAGGAGAGAAAACCUUUUAUAUCUCGAAAGGAUGGGGGACUGGUGCCCAGCCAUCGACUUCCUGGAUGUCAUCAAUGACGACAUUCCUAAAGGAUCGUGGAGUCUUCAGUUUGAGUGUGCCAGCAGAGUGUGUGUGCUGCGCAGCCUCCUGUGGUUUGGACUCACUUUCUACCAUGUGCCAAAUACGCCGCAACAUGGAUACGUCUACAUCGGCAACGGGCUGAAAAACCAGGACCUUCCUUUCAUGCUGUAAUAUAAACAUGCUGUUUUUUGAUCUCAGAA
This is a messenger RNA of Poeciliopsis prolifica (blackstripe livebearer), 1348 nucleotides long. RefSeq names its product radial spoke head component 9 (gene rsph9). Gene Ontology annotation, cellular component: radial spoke; axoneme. Lineage: Eukaryota; Metazoa; Chordata; Actinopteri; Cyprinodontiformes; Poeciliidae. The record is from RefSeq and is a predicted model, not a curated record. Gene Ontology annotation, biological process: axoneme assembly; cilium movement involved in cell motility; motile cilium assembly.